Molecule: messenger RNA, 1500 nt
Organism: Leptosia nina
Lineage: Eukaryota; Metazoa; Arthropoda; Insecta; Lepidoptera; Pieridae
Source: the annotation of a GenBank genome assembly
AUGCAUAAAGUUGUAUUAGAAGUGGCUAAUGAGGAAGGACUCCGAAAAAUUGCAGAAAAGCUAAAAGAAAACUCUAUUGAUUGUAAAUUAUGGAUUGAACAGCCAGAAAACAUCCCUACAUGCUUAGCUUUAAAACCUUAUCCUAAAGAAGAAGUAAAAAAAGUGUAUACUAUCGAUAUGACCUCAUCAAAUACCUUGCAGAAGGCUAUUGAUCUUGUCACUAAAGCCACAGAGGAAGAUAAAAAUAAAAAUUAUGAGGAAGCACUGAGAUUGUAUGAACAUGGUGUGGAAUAUUUCCUCCAUGCAGUUAAAUAUGAAGCUCAAGGUGAGCGGGCUAAAGAGAGCAUAAGAGCGAAAUGUUUGCAAUAUUUAGAUAGAGCUGAAAAACUUAAAGAGUACUUAAAAAAGGAUAAAAAGAAGAAGCCUAUGAAAGCUGGUGAAUCAAAUUCCAAAAGUGACGAAAAGAAAAGUGACAGUGAAAGUGACUCUGAUGAUCCAGAGAAGAAAAAGUUACAGGGAAAAUUAGAAGGUGCCAUAGUGGUUGAAAAGCCACAUGUAAAAUGGAGUGAUGUGGCAGGGCUUGAAGCAGCUAAAGAAGCCUUAAAAGAGGCUGUUAUCUUGCCUAUUAAGUUUCCUCAUCUAUUUACAGGUAAAAGAAUACCAUGGAAGGGUAUUUUACUGUUUGGCCCACCUGGUACUGGUAAAUCAUAUUUAGCCAAAGCUGUCGCUACUGAAGCUAACAAUUCAACUUUCUUUUCUGUCUCAUCUUCUGAUCUUGUAUCCAAAUGGCUGGGUGAGUCAGAAAAGCUUGUAAAAAAUCUCUUUGAAUUGGCAAGACAGCAUAAACCAAGUAUCAUCUUCAUUGAUGAAAUAGAUUCUUUGUGCUCCUCCAGAUCUGACAAUGAAUCAGAAUCCGCCCGUAGGAUCAAAACAGAAUUUCUUGUCCAAAUGCAAGGUGUUGGUAAUGAUAUGGAUGGCAUCCUUGUGCUUGGAGCUACAAAUAUACCCUGGGUGCUUGACGCAGCCAUAAGGAGACGUUUUGAAAAGCGCAUUUACAUUGCUCUACCAGAAGAACAUGCUCGACUUGACAUGUUUAAGCUCCAUUUAGGAAACACUCGGCACAUGCUUACUGAACAAGAUAUGAAGGUGUUAGCCGCUAAAACGGAUGGAUUUUCCGGCGCUGAUAUCAGCAUUGUUGUGCGUGAUGCCUUAAUGCAGCCUGUCCGUAAAGUGCAGUCAGCAACCCAUUUCAAAAAAGUUACUGGGCCUAGUCCUACAGAUCCUAAUGUGAUUGUAAAUGAUUUACUAACACCAUGCUCCCCUGGUGAUGCAGGGGCUAUGGAAAUGACAUGGAUGGAUGUACCAAGUGACAAAUUAGGUGAACCUCCUGUCACCAUGUCUGAUAUGUUAAGAUCACUGGCUACAUCAAAACCAACCGUUAAUGAUGAAGAUAUGAUCAAGUUAAAGAAGUUUAUGGAAGAUUUUGGACAGGAGGGUUAA